Molecule: messenger RNA, 849 nt
Organism: Pocillopora verrucosa
Lineage: Eukaryota; Metazoa; Cnidaria; Anthozoa; Scleractinia; Pocilloporidae
Source: RefSeq, a predicted model, not a curated record
AUGGCAGUCCUUGAACAACAAUACCAAGCUUUAGACAAUCUAAGACAAUCAUACUUUCAGAGGAUAGAAAAGUGUCAUACAAGACAAAAAGAUCUUUUCAAAAAGAUGGCAGCUAAUGCCCAGAGUGAACUGGACAAAGCUCGGGCGGUCAUUUCAAUUCUCUCUGAAGGGAUGAAGGCCUGUGAAGCGACUCUUUCUGUAUCAAAGGAGACAAUUAGUGAGAAAGAUCAAAAAAUUAAACAGCUUACAUCUCAGCUAAACAAAUAUGAAGAUCUUAUAAAAAACUUAACGGUUGAUAUGCGGAAUUAUCACAAGAGCCUGCAGAAAGCUGCAAACGAUGUUGACAAAAUGAGUGAAAGACUGGAGGUUUCUCUAGAAGUCAACUCUAAGUUGGUUGAGAAGAUCAGUUUCCUUCAGGAUGAGGACAAAAAGAUGCAGUUUGAUCUUCAAGAAAGAAGAAACAAGGAGAGGCUAAACGACAAAAUGGGUAUGAUGAACCAUUUAAAGGAAGAUCUGAAAACAAAACGUACUGAUGUGACAGUAGAAAUACUAGCCGGUGCCUACGACGACCUGCAACCUACAGAGCUCAAUGUGAAAAGCGGGCACUGUUUUCUCCCAGAACAGAAAAGUACUGUGCUUAUAAAAGAGACAGAAACGCCUAAAGGCGAUGAAGCAAAUGUAAAGAAGACAGUAAAAGACAAAGGUGGCCCCAUCAGGCACCAUCAAUCACCCCUCCCUCCCAUAUUUGCACGACUAUCUACAUCUGAAGUAGGCCGAGCUAAAAAGGAUGACGACUGGCUGGUUAGGAACCAAGGAAACUUUCUACCUUUCUCCCAAAAGGGUAAGUGA